CUUCAGUCCCCUGGGUCGCGCGCCUUCUUGCCGCUAAGAUGGCGGCGGAACAUCCCGAGCCACCUAAAGGGGAGCUUCAGCUGCCGCCGCCGCCUCCGCCCCCACCGCCGCCGCCUCCGCCGCCGGCCCCCUACGGCGCCUGGGGCACCUCCGAGCUACAAACCAAGCUGGCGGAGAUUGGAGCCCCGAUUCAAGGAAGUCGGGAGGAGCUGGUGGAGCGACUGCAAACCUAUACCCGGCAGACGGGCGUUGUGCUGAAUCGGCCAGUUUUGAGAGGAGAGGAUGGAGACAAAACUGCGCCCCCUCCCCCCAUGGCAGCACAGCUCUCCGGAAUCCCCUUGCCUCCUCCCCCUAUGGGCCUCCCCCCGCUUCAGCCACCACCGCCGCCGCCGCCUCCACCGCCACCAGGUCUAGGACUUGGUUUCCCCAUGGGAGUAGGACCACACCCACCAAAUUUGGGGCCCCCACCUCCCAUGCGAGUAGGUGACCCCGUGGCCCUGUCGGAGGAGGACCGGCUGAAGCUGGCCCAGCAGCAGGCCGCCUUGCUGAUGCAACAGGAGGAAAGGGCCAAGAUGGUGCGGGAGAAGCAGGCAGCUGUGUUACUGGAACAGCAGCAGCAAGAGAUGGCCAAGAUGGGUUCCGCGGUUCCUCGGCCCCCAAUGGCUACUCGAGUUGCAGCUCCUGUAGGUCCCCCACCUCCUGGUGUUCCCAUUGGGGCUCCAGGCCCCCGUCCUCGGGGCCCCCCACCUCCCCCAGGAGAAGAAAACAGAGAGACCGAUGAUCCCAGCGUGGGUCCCAAGAUUCCCCAGGCCUUGGAGAAGAUCCUGCAGCUGAAGGAGAUUCGGCAGGAAGAGCUGAUCUCGGUGCAUGAUGAAGAGGACAUGGAGACCGAUGCAAGAUCAUCCCUCGGGGUCUCGGCUUCAGAGACUGAGGAGGACACCGCGUCCUUAUCCAAAAAAGAGAAAAACCGAAAGCGCCGGAACCGCAAGAAGAAGAAGAAGCCCCAGCGUUUGGCAUCGAACCGGGCCGCCACCGCGGGGAGUCCGGGCGGCCGUGAGAAAGAGGCGUCGCGUCCUCGAGGCGCGGACUCCCCCGCGGCCACAGUGGAGAUCGAGUACGUGACUGAGGAGCCGGAGAUCUAUGAGCCCAACUUCAUCUUCUUCAAAAGGAUUUUUGAAGCUUUCAAGCUGACUGACGACGUGAAGAAAGAGAAGGAGAAGGAGCCCGAGAAGCUGGACAAGCUGGAGAACUCGGCCAUCCCCAAGAAGAAGGGCUUCGAGGAGGAGCACAAGGACAGUGAUGAUGACAGCAGUGAUGAUGAGCAGGAGAAGAAGCCCGAGGCUCCCAAACUUUCUAAGAAAAAAUUGCGCAGGAUGAACCGUUUCACUGUGGCGGAACUGAAACAGUUGGUGGCCCGGCCGGACGUGGUGGAAAUGCACGAUGUGACAGCCCAGGACCCCAAGCUCUUGGUGCACCUGAAGGCCACGAGGAACUCGGUGCCAGUCCCGCGCCACUGGUGCUUUAAGCGCAAAUACCUGCAGGGCAAGCGGGGAAUCGAGAAGCCGCCCUUUGAACUGCCGGACUUCAUCAAGCGGACAGGGAUUCAGGAGAUGCGGGAGGCUCUGCAGGAGAAGGAAGAACAGAAGACCAUGAAGUCAAAAAUGCGAGAGAAGGUUCGCCCCAAGAUGGGCAAGAUUGACAUCGACUACCAGAAGCUGCACGACGCCUUCUUCAAGUGGCAGACCAAGCCCAAGCUGACCAUUCACGGGGACCUUUACUACGAGGGCAAAGAGUUUGAGACUCGGUUGAAGGAAAAGAAGCCAGGGGAUUUGUCUGAUGAGUUGAGGAUUUCCUUGGGGAUGCCGGUUGGACCAAAUGCCCACAAAGUGCCUCCCCCGUGGUUGAUCGCGAUGCAGCGAUACGGGCCUCCCCCUUCCUACCCCAACCUGAAGAUCCCUGGACUGAACUCGCCCAUUCCCGAGAGCUGUUCCUUUGGCUACCACGCGGGGGGCUGGGGCAAACCUCCUGUGGAUGAGACCGGGAAACCGCUCUACGGGGAUGUGUUUGGCACCAACGCAGCGGAAUUCCAGACUAAGACGGAGGAAGAAGAGAUUGACCGGACGCCGUGGGGAGAGCUGGAGCCUUCUGAUGAGGAAUCAUCCGAAGAGGAGGAGGAGGAAGAGAGCGAUGAAGACAAACCUGAUGAAACGGGCUUCAUCACCCCUGCAGACAGUGGUCUCAUCACCCCAGGGGGCUUCUCAUCAGUCCCUGCCGGGAUGGAGACGCCUGAACUGAUCGAACUAAGGAAGAAGAAGAUUGAAGAGGCCAUGGAUGGCAGUGAGACACCCCAGCUGUUUACUGUGCUGCCUGAGAAGAGAACAGCCAGCGUGGGAGGCGCCAUGAUGGGUUCCACCCACAUUUAUGACAUGUCCACGGUGAUGAGCCGCAAGGGCCCGGCCCCUGAACUCCAAGGGGUGGAGGUGGCCCUGGCCCCGGAGGAGCUGGAGCUGGAUCCCAUGGCCAUGACCCAGAAGUACGAGGAGCACGUGCGGGAGCAGCAGGCCCAGGUGGAGAAGGAAGACUUCAGUGACAUGGUGGCCGAGCACGCUGCCAAGCAGAAGCAAAAGAAGCGGAAGGCUCAGCCCCAGGACAGCCGCGGGGGGAGCAAGAAAUACAAAGAAUUCAAGUUCUAACCCUGAAGUCAUCGGCUCCUUGUCCCUAACCUGGACCCUGCCUUUGGUUCCUGGGCCCCGGGCCCUCAAGAUUCCAAGAACUCUUGUUCAUUCCCAUGUUCUUAUUUCAGACCUGUUUUGUAAAUAAAGCUCUUCCCUCCCAGGGAGAGGAUGGAUCGA
Messenger RNA from Antechinus flavipes (yellow-footed antechinus), 2852 nucleotides. RefSeq names its product splicing factor 3b subunit 2 (gene SF3B2). The transcript has 21 exons. Gene Ontology annotation, biological process: mRNA splicing, via spliceosome. Gene Ontology annotation, cellular component: U2-type spliceosomal complex; U2 snRNP; nucleus. The record is from RefSeq and is a predicted model, not a curated record. NCBI's taxonomy places the organism in Eukaryota, Metazoa, Chordata, Mammalia, Dasyuromorphia, Dasyuridae. Bases 39 to 2693 code for a protein of 884 amino acids.